Molecule: messenger RNA, 4790 nt
Organism: Cuculus canorus (common cuckoo)
Lineage: Eukaryota; Metazoa; Chordata; Aves; Cuculiformes; Cuculidae
Product: gastrula zinc finger protein XlCGF57.1
Exons: 2
Coding region: 527-2413 (628 amino acids)
Source: RefSeq, a predicted model, not a curated record
CUCCUUUAACCUUUGUUCUGUGUCUUUGUUUGGAUUCACCCUUCCUCCGGUAGCUCUCACUGUGCUGGCCACAGACUUCCUUUAGGUCAUCCCAGCUGCAGCUGCAACACAACUUGCAGCCAAGUCGCAGACACUGUUGUGCCAUUGAGACUGCCUCGGAGGAGAGAAAUGCCAGUCAGAGAUUGAUGGCCAGCUCAGUCCAGCAAUCUGAGUGUCCAAGAAUGCCAGGGAAGCUUCUCCAGGAGAUCAGAGGAGGCAGAAGAUGGAGUUACAAAUCUGCAAGUGGAGGUGGAAGGAGAAUGAGAAAUGAGGAAGACACUUUGCUGCCCUAGAGCUGGCAUACAGCAGUGGCACGCUUUCCCUUAAAGGAGAUAAAGCGCAUCCACUAAAGUUCACAUUGAUGUGUGUGUCCUGAUGGUUUUUGUAUCCUCCCAGACAGUCCAUCCCCAUAACAUUGUGGCUUUCUUGUCCCUGCCAGCAUCUUGGCAGCCCGAUCACACACCACUGGGUGCAGGGCACUGCUGCCAUGAAGGACUUAUUUAACUGCAUGGUGCUAAAGACACACCCGUGUCAGGAGUGUGGCAAAUCUUUCAGCAAGAAGGGAAACCUGAAGAGACACCAGCGGAUCCACACCACAGAGGAGCUCUUUACUUGUGGUGAGUGUGGGAGGCGCUUCACCACCCGUGGCCACCUCACAACCCAUCAGAGCAUCCACACUGGAGAGAGGCCCUUCUGCUGUGGGGAGUGUGGGCGCCGCUUCCGCUUGGAGGUAUGUCUGGCUGCCCACCAGAAGACACACACCAAGGGUGGUCCCUACCUCUGUGCCUGCUGUGGCAAGAGCCUGAGCACAAAAAUCUACUUCAACAUUCACAUGCGGACCCACACGGAGAAGAGGCCAUUCGCCUGCGCAGAGUGUGGAAAGAGCUUUGUGAAGAAAGGGACCCUCACUGCCCACAAGGAGAUUCACAAGAGGGAGAAGCCCUUCAAAUGCCCCGACUGCAGUAGGUGCUUCGGGCAAAGUGCCACACUGCUGGCCCACCAGAAGAUACACCUCCGUGGGGGACCUUUCAUUUGUACUGAGUGUGGGAAGAGCUUGAGCACCAAGCGGUAUUUCAACGUCCACCAGAGGAACCAUGCUAAGCAAAAGCCGCUUGAGGGACACAUAAAUUGUGUGUCUCUCCAAGUCAUCCAGAUAAAAGAGGAGCCUUAUUUUGCCUUCAGGUCAGGGGAGAAUGUGUUGGAGACUACGACCCAUGAAGGAAAUGUAGCCCAGGGAUGCAGCAUACCUAGAAACCUAUCUAAUUCAAAAAGCCCUGCCUGGAAGAUCCAGAUGAAGGAGGAACCAGAACCACCCUCUGAUGACACAGCAAACAUUGCUGCAAUAGCCUGCCAAAAACUUUACAUCAAGGAAGAGCCACCAGAAAAUCUGGACUGUGGAAAGUUCUUUGAUCCAAAGAUCCCAUUGAUGGCUUUACAAGAGAGACAACUUAAAAAGGAAGAAGAUGCUGAUGGGCAGCAUGAACAAGAAGUCCCUAUAGCCAGUAACCGAGUGCUUCAUGUGAAGGAAGAACCACAGGAAAGCAUUGAGUUUGAGAUGCAUUACAGGCAGAAGCCAAACCACAGUGCUCUCCAGAGGAUACAAAUUAAAAAGGAACCUGGCAUGGAGGCCAAGCAUCAGGAGAACCAGAGCCCAAAGAGGAAGCAGAAGAAGUGCUACCAGCCCAACAAAGAAGUUAAGCCAGAAAACCAGGAGAAAUCUAUGUCCAAGAAAGAUCCCUCAGCAAAAGGACCUUCCACAGGUGAACGAAUAUUCCCCUGUCCUGAAUGUGGGAAGAGUUUCAAUCAGAAAUCAAACCUUACCAGACACAGGAAGAUUCACACAAGUGAGGGGCCAUACAAGUGCAGCGAGUGCGGUGAGAGCUUCCGCAUGAACCGCAAGCUGAUCCGCCAUCAGCGAGUCCACAUGAGUGAGCCCUUCAAAUGCACUGAGUGUGGGAAGAGUUUCACCCAGCGGUCAAAUCUAGUUCGGCAUCAGAAGAUUCACACCAAGGAGGAGCCCUACCAGUGCCCUGAGUGUGAGAAGACCUUCAACCAGAAGGCAAACCUUUUCCGUCACCAAACAAUUCACAUCCGCAUGGGGCCUUGCAAGUGCACCAAGUGUGGGAAAUGCUUCCCUCAGAAACGCCACUUGAUUAAACAUCAGCUGCUCCACUCCCGAGGUGGAGCCUACAAGUGUGGGGUCUGUGGGAAGCGCUACCGGCUGAAGAAGUACCUGAAGAGGCACCAGAAAAUCCACACAAGGGAAGAAACUGCUCCCUACGCAAAACAGGGAGAGGCCACAAGGACUGACAGCGGUCCCCACCAUAUUGACUGGAGAGCACUGGCUCCCAUGAAGAACGAAGAGGAGAGCUGAGUGGGUUUGGUGUGUGCUCAUGGGGGAAAGUGCUUUAGGAAAGUGGAAGGAUGGAGACAAAUUCUGCGUGGCCUAUGUGUGCAGCAUCCGGGGGUGGGAGGUCAACUCUAGGGCACAGUGAGAUAGAGGGGGUAGGUCACUGCUGGAAACCAGUCCUCUGCAGCUUUUCUGAGGAUAACUCUUGGAUCACCACCUGUUCACAGCUGUGGGGUGGAGCUGGAGAGUUAAGCCUGCUCAGACCACUUGGAGAUGGAGAGAUAAGAGUUUGACAUCCCUUGUAAUGGUGUGUUUGUGCCUCUAAAGGCUGCCAAAGUUGUGGAUGCCAAAAUUGUCUUGUGUGGGCAACAUAUAAUGAGGAGGACUAGGCAGGAUUUAUUUUUAUUACAUUACUGUGUUCCUGAGAAAGCUGAAGGGAACAUCUUCCAUAUAGGCAAGGGUUUGAAGCAGAGGCCAAAUCUCUUCUUCCCCUCAUGUAGCUCUGAUCCACAUCUGGACUUGAAUGGGUUGAUGGACCCUAGUCAACUGUGUGGUACAGAUUUGAGAGAAACUGCUGUCAACCAGAGCAGGGUUUUAAGCCUUCACAUGUCUAAACUGGGCUCCCAGAUUGGCUUAAACCAGGUUCCUUAAAGUAAAUUAUGCAAAAUCCAUGACUGUUUGUCCAAAGCUAUCUCGGAGGCCAGGAGAGUGUAUUCUGCUGCCCACAACCCCACUGCAUAGAUGUAAAUGAGAAUAGCUUUUCUUAGCAUCAAGUUUUAUAUCUCUGAUGAGCCGGUGGCUUUGCCACCACAAGUCCUAGAGGUAUUGGCAUCUUCACUAGCUUGAGCCAACACUGGUCCUGCUUCUCAGUCACUUGUUUCCCUACCUCUUACUGUGAAGCUCUUGGAAGGAUGCCGGCUUUAAUUGGCAUGAUUUAAGGAAUUCAAACCAAGCAGCAGGAAUAGCUGAAAAAGUCUUCAGACUUUCGGGACUACAGAACUGGAAAUUAUUUCCCUGUUGGGAUGUUUUCUUUUCACUUCCCUCGUGUAAAGGGGGCUGUGCAGCUACUCGAAAGCAUGGACAGUUUAGAAGUCUUCAUAUCUCACUGCUGAUUAUUUUGUUUGAAUAUUCCCUGGUCACAUGGAUCUUUCUGUCUUGAAAGUCAGUAGUGAAGCAGAGAUGUGGAGGGAAUCCACAAUCCCCUGAGUCAGUCCCCAAGAUUUCUCUGCAGCACUGCUGCAUGGUCACCUGGGCACUGCAGAGCAGAGAUGCAUAUUAGGGUUUGUUGUGAUGCUGUAAUAUGUACAGUCCAAGAGACAAGUGAAAAAAUGUGCCAUGGUGAAAUAGUAACUCUACCUCUCUAGUUCUGUGAAGGAAAAGAAGCCCUCUCCCCACCCCAUGGAGCACACCACGUCCUUCUCCCAGGACAUGUCGUAGAUAGCAUAAUCUUGGAUGCAUCUGAAAGUCAUGCAGCGUGACUUUGGGCAACUGCCUGCUGCGAUGCUUCAAAUCCAAGUUGCUGAUUGUCUGCACUGCCUGCUUUGGAGAAGCUGUGUCUCCAGGCAGGGAAACUGAGGCAUAGAGGGAAAGAAAGGAACAGGACAAAUUGCACUUGAGCUUGGCCUUUACUUGGACACCAUUGGGUAGAGGGGUUUUUAUGUGGUGGCUUAAGUCCAGCACUGAGUACAGCUAUCAAAUCCCCAAAGCAUGGAUUAAUUUUGGUGUUUAGACUCCCUCAGCCUUUGAUAUAGUUGGGCCCAGAAUGCCAUUUCAAAUAGCAAAGGCAACUCUGGCAGCCUCUGAAGGAUCCUAUGUUUAUCUUCUCACCUAUCAACCGCAGCCAAACUGGCUGAUAUGAAGCUUCCCCUCAAAUCUCUCUGACCUGGUGGAGAUUCGUUUCUGAGACUGAAAAGGGAGAUAUAUAUAGGGGAAAACAACAAGUUCAGGAUGUUCUAAUAGAGAAUAAGGAACUUUUCUGUUAGGAAAAUGGGUCUAGGCUAUAUGGUGGGAAAACACUUCACUGCAGGACUAGGAAACUGUUCCUUGGGAGGAAUGCAGCUGAGCCAAACUAGUGAGGCAAAACAGCCUCUGUAAGGCUUGCUGAGGGGCAGAGGUACGGCAGAGCCCUUCAGUGGAAAGAAAGUAUUCACCAGGUAGCUGGCAUUUAUUUCCUUUUCAUUAAUCUAGUGUAGGGCUGCAGAGAUUUUUCCCAGGAAGAGGAAAUGAUUUGAGAGGUUUUCCGCUUGUGUUAUUGUGCCCAUCCAUCUAGACAGGGCAGUGAGUAGAUGUCAGUGGCUUUGCUGGACAUCACUGGAUCUUCCACCGCUAACCAUGGCCAAUAUGGGUGACCUAGCUUCUGGGGAAAAUUAGGACUAAUAGUUUGGGUUAUCUCCUCAAUAAA